AUUUUCCCUUCCACCUCUCCUUAUAAUCCCAUCUUCCUCCUCUCUUUUGUUUGGCCCCAACAACCCAAGCCCUUUUAUCCUGUUUCAUUUCAAUUCUAUUUCCCCAGACAAGCGGUGGUUUAAAGUUACGUCUUUGUUGAGAAUUGCUUUGUUUCGCCCUUUCUGUCCUUGUUAACUUCUUCUGCAACCAAAUCGUUGUUUAAUCCCUCCAAAUCUCUCUCCGACCCCACAGUCUCAACCAAAGCCAUGGUUCCGUUGCGCGCCACCUCCUUCCUAAAAUAAGCCCCAUCUCCGCCCCCCCCCCCCCCCUCUCUCUUCCGUUUCCAAAUCCAACGGUCUCCCUCGGAAGCAGCUAUUCCUUAGAAUAGCGAGUUAGGUAAUUUUUUGGCCGCUCGCCACCUCCUACAAAUCCCACCUUCCCAUUUCCAUCCCUUCUAUCAGGGCUUCUCUUCCCUGCAGAUGGCUUCCUCGGUUGCCAGAAUGCCCACCGACGACUGGCGCGACCCCAACCGGCUCGCUGCCGGUGUCUUCGGCGCCCACGCCCACCACCCCUUCGGCAACAACCUCAGGAAAGUCCUCGUCCGCGAGCCAGACCGCGACCCCGUCGGCGUCACCUCCUCCACGUCCACCUCCUCCUCUACCACGAUGGCUGUUGGUGGCAGGGACGCUGUCGGUCCGAGAAAAAUGACCGAGCUGUCGUCCGCCGUCGGCGAGGACUCCGGCUCCCUGCGCACCGCCCGUAAGCGGGAGUCCCAGAUACUGGACCGGUGGGCAGCCCGUCAGGCACGGGAGAUGGUCACCACCAUCGAACGCCAGGCACACCAAGCCGAGAUCUCCGCCCUCACCACCACCACCCAGCCCGUCUCCGCGCGCGCCGCCUCCUUCCUUCGCGAUUCCUCCCCCGCCUUGUCCGACACCUCCGCCGCCACCGCCGCCGUCUCCGCCGCCAGCACCAGCAGCAGCAUCGACCUCCCGCCGAACGUGCGAGCAUCGUCGCUGAUCCAGAUGUGGAGGGAGCUUGAGGCCGAGGCCGGCAUCACCCCCACCAACCGCACCACCAGCGGCAACAGCAACUCGGCUUUCACCAGCGCCGCCGCCGCCAUGGCCGAGGAGCCCUCCGGCGGCUCCGACGUCUGCGAUGAUUCGGAGGCGUUCGGGGAUUGGGAUUCGGAUAUCACGAUAACGACGGCGCAUUCGUCGAUGAGCGAGAGCGAGCGGGGCCGGGUGGGGAGCAUCGUGAAGAUGCUGAGCUCGGCGAACGCGACGCGGAGCUCGGCGGCGGCGGCGUGGAUCGAGGAUGUCGAGCCAUUGAGCCGGGAGAGUCCAGGUGUCUCUGAUCAUGGGGAUAGCCAGAACCAGAGCCUCCGCAGCACCGGUGCGGGUCUCCGGCGCAUGAGAGGUCGGCGCGAGAUGGAGGAUUGGCUCGCGAAGCUGGAGCAGGGGCGGCGGAACGAGCUCUCUGCGGUGGCCGAACGUCAGCCUGUGUCACGUUUCUUGCAUCGUGGUCGGCUCCAAUCAAUGCUUAGGCUCAGAGCUCUCCGACGAGAAGUGGCAGUCCAAGAUCAACUACGGACUGCUUCAACAACACUGGAAUUGGACCGAUUGCAAAGUGCAUCUAUAAUUUCAUUCCUCAGGCAGAGAUUUAAUAAUAGAGGACAGGAUGAUGUCAGUGGAGUGCCAGUUGUGGAAAGCUCAAGCUGUGUACAUAAUCAGUUCCCUAUUGAUACUCAAGGUUCAGAGUAUCCCCAUUCUGCAGAUCAGUGUACUGGUGAUAGCAAUCGAUAUGAGGUAGUUAUCUCUCCAAGAGAUUUGGAAAACUUGCCACCUGAACUCAAUUCACCUCAUUCGGGAAGCGAUGAUCUGCAAGAAGGAAGCCAUACUCUGGAUGGUUCUUGGGAUGACAGAAGUUUAUGGGUGAGCAAUCUUGAUUGGCAAAGGCUUGUGGAUUCUUCACCCUCGCAUGAGUCACAAGGUGACAUCAUAACAGAGGAAGUGGAAUCUUACGCCCACCAAAAUAUCAGAAGCAGUGAUCCUAUGUGGAUAACCGGUCCUCUCAAUUCAUGGAGAGAAUGGGGAGUCAGCAGACAAGCGACGUACCAUGACUUGGGUGGAAAUUUUUCAGACAAUGAGGAAAUUCGUGAUCUUCUAGAGAGAAGAAGGGUUUCAACUUCACUUGCGAGCGACUUUUGCGAUAAAAUGAAUAGACUGAUCUUGUCGUUCUUACAGAGACAAGCACAACAAUCAUUUGAUGAUAACUAUGUAGAAGACUAUGAAGAACAAACUUUCUGGAGACAGAGUGAUGAAUUCCAAAAUGCUGAUCAAGUUGCAUCCUCAUCAUCAUCAUUGAUACCCAUGCCCUAUCAGACACAACACCAUCUAGACCGUUGGCAGCACACUUCAUUCAGACACCAUUCAUCUCAGAAUUUCCUGGAAAUGGAAACCAUGAAUGACUUGAGGAGUGAUAUGGCACAAAUCCAUCACGAAAUUAACGAACUACGGAAGUUGGUAGAGAAUUGCAUGGAGUGGCAGGCAAAUCUCCAGCAUUCUAUUAAGCAGGAGGUUUCUCAUGCAGUUUAUCAAUCUCGUGCAUUAUUUUUUCGACACAAGGUCUCAACAAGAAAUGAAGAUCUAUGUAUUAUGGCUAAUCCCAGAUUUACACUAUGCUGUGCCAGCCCCAUCUGGCAUGCCCUCUCUCAAAUUUCAGAAACAACUUAAAGAAGGGGGUUUCUUGAUAAUAAUCUUUCAUAUCUGCUUAAAUAUUUUUAGCAUUUACAACCCUACAAAGAGGGAACUACUGAAUUGUGUCUCCAAGUUAUCUGAUUUACUACAAUUCUUUCUAAUAGGGGUACAUGGUAUUCUUUUCAGAUGUGGGCACAUGUGUACCUGUUUCAAGUGUGCCCAUGAAUUGCAAUGGAGCAGUGGAAAAUGUCCAAUCUGCAGGUCUCGAAUUGUGGAUGUUGUUCGGGCAUAUCCUAAUUCAUAAAUUGGACCUUGAUGGCACCAGCUUGGCAGUCCGAUCAAUAUUCUGGCUUUGGCAUGGAUUUUUGAAGGCACACUAACUUUCGCUAGCAAAAUCUACAUAACCCUCUUGACAAUAGUACCUUCUGACUAUAAUGUUAACUGUUGCCUACGAUUAUCCAUGUAACAUCAGAAGUUUUCUCAACUUCGAAUCUACUCUCUGAUGUUGUUAAUGAGAAUAAGGUUCCCUGCUUUUUGUCUUCAUCGGCAUUAAUGAGGAUAAAUUACAUUCUCUCCUGUUGAGGAAAUAUUGAAAAUAAAAUUUGGCAUCCCUUUCCA
Molecule: messenger RNA, 3297 nt
Organism: Elaeis guineensis (African oil palm)
Lineage: Eukaryota; Viridiplantae; Streptophyta; Magnoliopsida; Arecales; Arecaceae
Source: RefSeq, a predicted model, not a curated record